Messenger RNA from Staurois parvus, 391 nucleotides. NCBI's taxonomy places the organism in Eukaryota, Metazoa, Chordata, Amphibia, Anura, Ranidae. The record is from the annotation of a GenBank genome assembly.
GGCGAUCGCUGGUCUGCUGUGUCCCUCGGACAGAUCACGUAAAGAGUCGAAGAUGUCAGCUCGGUCAUGUGAUCAGCUGUGUCAAAUCACAGCUGAUCACAUGGAACAUGUACACUGAUCAUUAGGGCACUAAUGAUCAGUGUGCCCUGAUGAUCAGUGUGGGCCCCAGAAGUGCCACCUAUCAGUGCUCAUCAGUGCUAGUGCCCAUCAGUGUCACAUGCCAGUGCCCAUCAGUGCCACAUCAAUGCCACAUAUCAGUACAUACCAGUGCACAUCAAUGCCACAUAUCAGUGCCCAUCUGAGCUGCCUUUCAAUUUCACCCAUCAGUGCUGCCAGUCAGUGCCACCUAUCAGUGCUGCCAAUCAGUGCCACCUAUCAGUGCCAGUCAGUG